AUGGGGCGAGACGAAGCUACGGACUCUAGCGACUCUAGUGAUCACGACUGGGAUGGUGGACUGGAAGGAGCUCGCCUCUACCUUGGGGCCGCUGGGCUCUACGUGGCUCUAUUUCUGACGGGACUCGAGACAACAAUCGUGGGCACCACGCUUGUUGCCAUCACAGAUGACCUACAAGGUUUUGGAAAAAGCAGCUGGAUCAUCACAUCCUACCUUCUAACAUAUGCUGGCUUUCUCAUGCUUUGGUCUAAAGCUGGUGAUAUCUGGGGAUUGCGGCCUACGUUGCUGACUUCUCUCGCCCUCUUCACCGCAUUUUCUGGCGGUUGUGGUGGCGCGCAGAGCCUGUCCCAACUGAUCAUUUGCCGGGCCUUCCAAGGCAUAGGCGCAGCCGGGAUAUACGGUUUGGUCCUAUUCUCCCUGAUACGCAUGGUUCCCAAAAGCCAAUAUGCCACCGUCACCAGCGUGUCCGGGGUUGUGGCAUCGUUGGGAUUGCUCAUGGGCCCCUUGUUCGGAGGCGCAAUCACGCAGCACGGGGGCUGGCGCUGGGUUUUUCUCCUAAAUGUUCCAGCCGGUGCCUUGUCCUGGGGACUGAUCUGUUUUGCACUGCCGUCAGGGUUCCCGAUCCCACCGGGUACUGAAAGUCCAGCACUAGGGCCUUCCUCAUUCUGGACCCGACAAAGUGUAUUAGUUCGCCAGAUUGAUUUUAUUGGGGCUAUUCUGGUCCUUGGUGCAUCCGUCUUCAUGGUUGCCGCCUUACAAGAAGGAAACUAUGAUUUUGGCUGGGGUUCCAGCGCGGUAAUCACUUUCUUCGUGCUUUCGGGACUCUCCUUCCCACUUUUCCUAUGGUGGCAGUGGUUUCUCAGUAAACGGAAUUCCGCCACCCAGCCAAUUUUGCCUUGGCGACUGCUUGUCAAUCGCCUUUUCCUGGGAACUAUCCUUGGGUCUUUGACCACAGGCGCCACCCUGACAGUAAGCGUUGUUGUGAUCCCACAGCGGUUCCAGGUUGUGAAUAGCAGCUCACCUCUCGGAGCUGGGGUGAAACUUCUAGCCUUCGCCGUCAGCGUCCCUGUCGGCAUGAUGCUCUGCUCUAUCGUAACCGGCCGACUUCCAGUGCCCCUUGUUUACCUUGGAGUUGCCGGUAUGUGUUUGCAAGUUGUCGGCUUUUUCCUCUACUCGAGCAUACCACCUGAGACCCAUCUCUGGCCUGGUCAGUUUGCCUAUCUCGUCCUGGCGGGGCUGGGUACUGGUCUCGGGGUCGCUACCUUUUAUCUUCUGCUGCCACUGAUCGUGUCAAUCCCGGACCAGUCCAUUACGAUAGGAACGGGAUUCCAACUGCGCAUGCUUGGCGGUGCUCUUGGGAUCGCGGCGGCGACAGCCAUUCUACACAGCUAUACUCGAACUCAUCUCGCAUCAUUUCUUCCCACAGAUGAGGUAGAUGCACUUUCCGUAUCCAGCCAGAUGAUUGAUACCCUGAUCCCUGAGAUGGGGGUAAGGGUGCGUGAGGUUUAUGCCGAAGCGUACAGUGAGCAGAUGAAGCUGGUCGGCGCGUUUUCGGCCGCCCAAAUUUUCGCCCUGGGGCUGCUGUGGAAGCGGGAAAACGUGCGAAUUCUCAAAAGAUGAACACGGUGCUUGGGCUAGUUAAACUGGCAUUAACUUGUGCAAGGAGCAUGAUUGAGUGAAUGGAUAUUGCAGGACCGAUUCUUCAUCCCUUGCCAAACAACAAGGGAUGUUCAGCCGGGCAACGGCGCC
Molecule: messenger RNA, 1749 nt
Organism: Aspergillus piperis CBS 112811
Lineage: Eukaryota; Fungi; Ascomycota; Eurotiomycetes; Eurotiales; Aspergillaceae
Product: MFS general substrate transporter
Exons: 6
Coding region: 1-1620 (539 amino acids)
Biological process (GO): transmembrane transport
Molecular function (GO): transmembrane transporter activity
Source: RefSeq, a predicted model, not a curated record